Molecule: messenger RNA, 359 nt
Organism: Bursaphelenchus okinawaensis
Lineage: Eukaryota; Metazoa; Nematoda; Chromadorea; Rhabditida; Aphelenchoididae
Source: the annotation of a GenBank genome assembly
AUGACGCCAAGUGCCUCAGCUUACCAACCGAUUUCUUCUCAUUACAUUAUUCAACUUGGAAAUGCCGUGUUACUGCUUGUGAUUUCCAUUAUCUGUGUAUCAAUUGCGAUUUCAAAAACAUGUAAGUCAUAUAAAGGUGGUGCUAAAUACAUAGGAUGACUGAGUAAGAAAAAACCAACCAAAGCCUUGAGUUUUUGUAUGAUAUUUGUGUGUUAGAAGCGUUACUUAUUUUAAAAAAAUGUCAACAGUUUAAACUUUCAGCCCGAAAAUACGAUGCCGUGAGUACAAAGCCACUAGAUGCUCAAGACCAUGCUCGUGAGGAAUUCUACGCCGAAAUUGAUGAAGACCUGAGGGGAUAA